Molecule: messenger RNA, 396 nt
Organism: Ostertagia ostertagi
Lineage: Eukaryota; Metazoa; Nematoda; Chromadorea; Rhabditida; Trichostrongylidae
Source: the annotation of a GenBank genome assembly
AUGCUUCUUCCUUCCCACCUUUCCCUCCCACCCUCCCCCUCUUACACCUCCCUCUUCUUUGAACAUAUUGUCUACAUUGCUUACGUCACGGAGAGAGUGCCUGUAGGGAUAGCAAGAGAAGAAAGGAGAAAGAUUUCGAUGAGGUGGCAGCGAAAUGCAGCACAACAACAUGAGGGAGAUGGCAGCCGGAAGCUGAGGAUUCGUCACCACGGUGAAUUCUUCCGUCCAGCUGAAGCCGUGGAUCCCAGUGUCGAACGAUAUAUAAUGGAUCGCGAGGUUGUCAAGGAGUGCAUGAAAAAUGUUAUCAAAGACCUCAAUGGCAAUCUGUCGCAUACGGUCCGCGUUCCCUUUUUCGCCAUGCCGUCGGCUUACGCUCAUUACAACCCCUUCAUCUAG